Messenger RNA from Xyrichtys novacula (pearly razorfish), 13294 nucleotides. NCBI's taxonomy places the organism in Eukaryota, Metazoa, Chordata, Actinopteri, Labriformes, Labridae. The record is from the annotation of a GenBank genome assembly.
AAAAGGGAGUUUUUUAGCGGCCGUAACAGCAAGGACAAGUUUUCAUUAAGGAGGAGAAGUAAAGGCGUGAAAUAAUUCAUUAUUUCUCUCUUUUUUUUGCACAGUGGAACUUUUUUUUUCUUCCAUAUAACACGAAAGAAAUUCAAACUUGAGGAUUAUUGCUGGAUUUUUACACAUUUUGGAUUUAUUCCCUUUUCUCUGCUGUGUUGAGAAGCAGGUGAGUACGAAAUUGCAGAAGUUUCAGGAAUGUGCGCAUUUCUGCAGCUGCACUUGGUUUGGUUAGUUGUCCACCUGUUGCACAUUUGAUUUAUUUGACGAUGACAUUUAAGUUGUAAAUAGUUUGGGAUUCUUUUGUCAUUUUUGUGUCACAGGCAGCAGGUUUCACCAUGAAGUUGACAGGAAUAUUUUUGCUCUUGAUGCUUUGGACCUGCGAGAGCGCAAGAGUCGCAGGUGAGUUUGGCUCAGCUGAGUGAUACGACUUGACAUUUUAGGCAUAGCAGUUUUUUUUUCAGGUAUAACGUUGCUCGUGUUUCCUUCAUAUGAGUCGUUAAAAUUCGCAUUAUUUUGUGAUUGAAAACCAAAAAGGUCCGGUUCAGUGCCAGACAAAGGCUGACUGCUUGUUUUUACUCCCCUGCAGAGUCUCGGGACGACAAUAGCGUGUAUGACUUGUUUGAGCUCGUCCAAGUCCCCAAGAAGAACCACGGGGUGACCCUGGUAAAAGGAGACGACCCGUACAGCCCCGCCUACAAGAUCCUAAACCCGGACCUGAUCCCCCCCGUCCCCGAGAGCGCCUUUAGGGACCUGAUCGAUUCCAUCCACGCCGAGAGGGGAUUCCUCCUGCUGCUCAAUUUCAAGCAGUUCAAGCGGACCAGAGGCAGCCUCCUCACCGUGGAGAAGCAGGAUGGCUCCGGACCCGUGUUUGAGAUCGUCUCAAACGGCAAAGCGAACACCUUGGACAUAGUUUUCUCCACGGAGAAUAAGCAGCAGGUGGUUUCCAUCGAGGAUGUGGAUCUGGCUACCGGGCACUGGAAGAAUAUCACGCUGUUCGUGCAGGAGGACCGCGCGCAGCUGUAUGCAGGAUGCGAGGAGGUGAACACCGCCGAGUUGGAUGCACCCAUCCAGAGCAUCCUGACGCUGGAGACGCCUGCCGGCGCGCGCCUCAGGAUUGGCAAAGGAGCAGUGAAGGACAGAUUCAUGGUGAGAGCACGCAGGAGUGAGUUUUCAGUUUGUUUAGAAUGAAGAAAGUAAUUUUGAAUUCUACAAACAGAGAGCUUUGAUUUAAUGUGCAACUGUGUCCAAAUGCGUCAAAACGCACAUGUUGCAGAGUGGUUUGUUAUCUCAGUGCUUUAGUGUAUGCAGUCAUAAGCGAUUUUUUACAGUGAAGCACUAGACUAUAGCUUAAACUGCUCUCUGAUCGUUGCAGGGGGUCCUUCAAAACGUGCGGUUUGUGUUUGGAACCACUCUGGAUGCCAUCCUGCGCAACAAAGGAUGCCAAAACAGUAAGUGACCAAACUUCUUGUGUGUUUACUCAUCACUCAUUUGCUCGAUAUAUUGCCAAGAUCCUAUCUAAGGGAUGUGUACUGACUGAAACUGUCUGCUGAUUUCUACAUAAAUCCCUCCCAAGGACACUGGUUACCACUUGUUACACAGGAAUGCUAGUUGCAAAUAUCUCAGGGCACUGUGGUCUUCAAGUAUGUUUGCUAAGCCGUGCUGUAUUAGUUUUCAUUAUACUUCAUAGCAGUGUGGGAUGUCUCCGAUUUUAAUAAUAAUACCCUCUCUGGUUAUAAAUCAUUCAUAAAGAUUAGAGUACAGAGAUGUGAUUUAAGAUGAGAAACUGCUCCUCUUGCAGCCAUCGCAACUGAUACCAUGAUCCUGGAGAACCUGAACGGCUCCUCAGCUAUCAGAACCGAGUACACCGGACACAAGACUAAAGGUAAACACCACUGCAUGUGAGUCUGACAUGUGCCCUGUUGCAUGACUCUUUUGAUCAGGCAAGUAACUCACCAGACUUGUCAAAUAGUGGCGAUGAUUUUAUUUCUAUUGACCAUCAUCCUUGUGUUUUUCUCUGGCAAAGAUCUGCAGAUGGUCUGUGGCUUCUCCUGUGAGGACCUGGUCAGCAUGUUUAAGGAGCUGAAGAGCCUCGGUGUCGUGGUCAAAGACCUGGCAGUCAAACUCCGCCAGCUGGUAAGGAGAAACUUCACCAAACCAUCUGGUGGUAGAGUAUAACCAGUGAUUAGUUUUUUUCUGUUGCCAGUUUUCCUUUGUGUAUUGUUUUUAAAGAGUGUCUGUUCUCUGGGUGACUUCCCAGCUAUGAAUUUUUGUCAAAUUUUGCACCAUAAAAACUUAUUUUUGGUUAAGAAACCGGUGCUUAGAAAACAAAGGAGACUGCUGAGAAACAUGCUUUUUAUAGAAACUUGCCCAUUUGUAAGUUUGGAAGAGAGGAAUGCUACCAUCUGCACAGUGCAGCUGCAAAAAUGAGAGCAUAUUCUACUAUCUUCAAUUGUUUCAAUUGAUUUUAUUACAUUAUGACGAUGUAGAUUAAUCUGGAUUUUUUCAUACCUGUAGCUUCUAUGUUGUACUCAGAAUAACACAGAUAAAAUAACUACAAAAAAAAAAAAAAAAAAAACAGGAGAAAAAAACAACUAAAUGAUAAUCAAUUAUUAGGCCGUGUGCCCAAGUCUCAUGCCUUAUCAGUCCAGGAACAGCAUCAUCAUGGCAGCUAAAUCUUAAUAGUGAAGUUAUAGGAAGGCAGGUGCCAAAGGGGUAUCUCUCUUGCCAAGGUAUUUUUCCUGAUGGGAGUGUCCUUGAUCAAGAAGAUGGAAACAUUCCUCAUAGUGUUACUGAAGUUCAUAUGUGUUUUCUUACAGCAUGUUUUUGCCAGCAAAGUUAUCAACAAUCCAUUCUGUAUCUCCCCAGACUGAUGAGAACAAGCUGAUCAACACCCGCAUUGGCAUUCACAGUGGCGUCUGCAUCCACAAUGGCAUUGUGCACAAGAACAGAGAUGAGUGGACCAUAGACGACUGCACUGAGUGCACUUGUCAGGUGAGAUCUCCACUGUGGAUACUGAGUCUUAAGUACACGUGUUCAGGGGGGAUGCACUUCAUGCUCAUGAUGUAUUUGUACACCCACACUUGUAUGUAAAGUCCACUCACACAGAGGCGCACACACACUUAGAUCCACUCAACAGGCUUGGCCGGUAAUUAGCAGUGUGGAGCCCUGGCGCUAGGCCAACAGCCUUUGCUGUUGUAAUGAGAGGCCUCCUGUCAGGAGUUGAGCUGGAGUGUGACCUAGGGGGACUUGACCAGACUUUUAGUGAUGUAUUGCUAUAAUUAAGAGGGACCUUGGCUCAGAGAUGUGCAAAGAGGAAUCUCCCCUGCGAAAACACUUGGCAGGAAAGAUCCAUGAAUUUCACAGCCAUUAUUUCCUGAUUUCCUUUCUAGCAAGUUGUCCCUGAGUCUUCUUUUCUUCCCUGUGAGAGAUCAGAUCCAGAAGGGAGGGUUGAGCAUGCAUAGUUGGAGGGAGUUAUUAUCCUUCAGUCAUUCACAGGUCAUCCAUACAGAUUGGGUUUGCAUGCUGGCUUUACUUGUUCAGGGCUCAGUGCCCAGUUCAGCUCCACACUGGGACCGGCAUCCAUUAUCUGUCUUUGGCUUGGUUUCCUCCCUCUGCUGACCCAGUUAGGCAGGUUGUUGUCUGCAGGAGGUUCCCUUUCUCAGCCAGAAUUCUGCUGUUUAAUUUGCCUGUGUUUCUGCCACAGUAGUUGUGUAUAAUCUCAGAUGCUGAGUAGAGGAUUUAAUGGGUUACUUGCACGGACAUGGAGUAAGCAACUAUGCUGCUACAUACACUCAUUCAAAUAGGCUUUUGCAACAUUACACACUACUCUCUUUUGAGGUGUCUGAAUUCCAUUUGCAAACUGUACUUCAGCACCUGGACUUGAUUUGCGCAAAGGUUGCUCUAAAAUGUAUGUGAAAUCCACAGGCAUAAGUCAAACCACUUAUUUUAACCCGUGCAGAACUCUGCGACUGUAUGCCGUAAGAUUUCCUGCCCACUGAUGCCCUGCUCUAAUGCCACUGUUCCCGAUGGAGAGUGCUGUCCAACCUGUGGAACACGUAAGCAUUUUUUCCUAUAAAAUAUAACUCAUCGUUUAAACUGUAUAGCUACAGGAAAGCACACUGCACUAGCUGUAAUGUAAACCUGUACUGUAGGCUACUGUAAAAUGACCCCUUUGAGCUGGAGUGUGUAAGUUUCAACUGACAGACAGAUCAUUUCCCUGAAAGAGACAUUUCAAGUUAUUUUCUGUAUACAACAGAAAGAUUUCCCUUGAUACAAGAGGUUCCAUUCAAGAGAAAACAGACUACUUUUAGAGAUGAUUUAACUGCAAUAACAUCCGAUUAAAUAAAAGGGCACUUGUGUGUUUAAAACACAGAGGCUUUGUGCUCCAAACAUCUUUGAAUCCUCAAGUUCAAAUAGCUGCAAUUUGCCAAAUUGGUUCAAAGUUGGAUGGAAAAUGGGCCGGCUGUUUAGUGAAGCCAUCUUCCACAUGAAAAGAAGUGACAUGUACUUCAUACCUAUGCGGGCUUGGCUGUCAUGCUGCUGUAGAACCUAAAUAAACAAAGGGAGCUACAUUCAUCCAAAGCUCAGCCACUUGUUUAAGUCAUUACACACCCAGGGCCAUGUUUGCAAAAUCUGUUUCCCCUUUAGGAAAAUAUAAGCCAGUGGGGCAUCCCAAUGUGUCUUGAAGACAGUGGCUCAUUCUGUUUCUCCAGCCUCUCUCAGAGUGUUAGUCCCAGCCUCCCCUUCAACAGAGGGCCUUCUUUUUAUCCUAAAGUUCCAGCUAAAUCCACACUAUUAGCCCUCUGCUUUAGGAGCUUUCCCUCCUCAUUUAGACUUGGGGGGUGUUUGUGAGGGCUGCUGCCUCGCUGGAAUAGCUCUUUUAUUGUCUCCCUCUUCCCCUCUCUCUCUCUCAUAUUCUCUCCCUCUCCCUCCUGCUCAGUGAGCGACUAUGCAGAGGGUGGCUGGUCGCCUUGGUCUGAAUGGACUCAUUGUUCCGUGUCGUGUGGGCGGGGCAUCCAGCAGCGUGGGCGCUCUUGCGACCGUAUCAAUAACAACUGUGAGGGUACCUCUGUGCAGACCCGAGACUGCUACCUCCAGGAGUGUGACAAGCGCUGUGAGUUCACAACAACAUACCCUCACCCAAAUAUAGUGACAGCGUUGGUCUGGUAAUCACCAUAACCUUUUCAGUAAUAUAUGACUGAACGCCACAAUAGUCCAUCCCUUCUGAUAAAUGACCUCUGACCCUUCUUCAUUCCCCUCAGUCAAGCAGGACGGCAACUGGAGCCACUGGUCACCCUGGUCAUCCUGCUCUGUAACCUGUGGUGCUGGUGUCAUCACCCGUAUCCGCCUUUGCAACUCCCCCACCCCUCAACUUGGAGGCAAGGACUGUGUGGGAGAGGGCCGCCAAACUGAGAAGUGUCAAAAGUCUCCAUGCCCGAGUAAGUCCAACCUUCUGAUACUUUCAACUCGGUUUUAUUUGCCUGUUGUUAAAAACAUGCUUAAAAACUGAUCAUGAUCCCUUUGUGGCUCUCUUAGUCAAUGGCAACUGGGGACCUUGGUCACCAUGGGAUAGCUGUAGUCUUACCUGUGGAGGAGGAGCCCAGACCCGCAAACGCCUGUGCAAUGAUCCUGCACCAAAAUAUGGCGGAAAAGAGUGUGUUGGUGACGCCAAAGAGAGCCAGUUGUGCAACAAGAAAGCAUGCCCAAUUGGUGAGCCACCUUAAGCCUCCACAAUUGGGUUCUAUUGUAUUAGUAUUAUUUUAGAAGCUGUAUGUUUUAUGAUUUAAUACAUUAGAAUAGUUUGGGGUUUCUUUUCCUAAUCAAACUUUAAAAAAAAAAAAGAGAUCAUCAUUGGAAAAGAGAGUAACCUGAUAAUAAAAAGGGGUAACAUUUGAAUGAUAUCUUUAAGCUUGUGGUUGCUGUGUAAUAAUGAGUGAACAUUACUGUUUUUAGAUGGAUGCCUCUCAAACCCCUGCUUUGCUGGAACCAAGUGCACCAGUUUCCCUGAUGGUUCAUGGAAGUGUGGGAAGUGCCCAGCUGGUUACACCGGCAAUGGUAUCAAGUGCAAAGAUGUUGAUGAGGUAAACGUCCAUAGAUGGUGUUUAAAAAUUCAGUCAACUUCCAAUUUGGUUGGAGGCCCCUUAAAACACCCACUGGGUCUUCUACUUUAUCCUCAAUGGUGGUCUUUUUCCUUCUUAAAACAGUGCAAAGAGGUGCCAGAUGCCUGCUUCGAGUUUAAUGGCGUUCAUCGCUGUGAGAACACAGAUCCCGGCUACAACUGUCUACCCUGCCCUCCUCGCUACUCAGGACUCCAGCCGUUUGGGAGAGGUGUGGAACAGGCUACUGCUAACAAACAGGCAAGUGAGCUCUUGUGGUUGUCAGCCAGUGAGAGACAAAUACAGGCAAAUAAUCUGGCAAAACCUAGUUUGGAGUAAUGAGAAAGAAAUAAGUGAAUAAAUGAUGAAUGAUGAACAGGAGAGAAAUUUGUGCAUGGUAGCCCUGAGGCAAGACCAUUCUGCUGUAUUGUAAUGAAAAGCUACCUUUGUGAGGACAGAAUGUCAUGAAUUUGAACUAUGCAUGGACAGUUUGAUCACUGAUCAUUCCUCUCCAGGUGUGCACACCCCGUAAUCCCUGCCUGGAUGGGAGCCAUGACUGCAACAAAAACGCCCGCUGUAACUACCUUGGACAUUUUGCCGAUCCUAUGUUCCGCUGUGAGUGUAAGCCAGGUUAUGCUGGCAAUGGCCAUAUCUGUGGAGAGGACACUGAUCUAGAUGGAUGGCCAAAUGCUGACUUGGUUUGUGUGGAAAACGCCACCUACCACUGCAAAAAGGUAAGUAGCAGUGGAUUUCAAAACUCAUGUGGGUAAUAGCUCAGUGAACAGUUUAAUUAAAGACAUUUAUUUCAUGUAUGUUUCUAUCAUCUCUGACCUUCAUUCUUGUUUUUUUUUUUUUUUUUUUUUUUUGUUAUUCAGGAUAACUGUCCAAACCUCCCCAAUUCUGGGCAGGAAGAUUACGAUAAGGAUGGCAUUGGAGAUGCUUGUGACAGUGAUGAUGACAAUGAUGGCAUCCCUGAUGACAGGGUAAGUGAAAUCCUUUCUGUGUGUACCUGUGUGUGUUCUUUGACUGAGAUUUUCAUUCAUCAUUCAUGCUGUCUUAUUAGAGGGCAGGUGGAGGGAGGAUGGGAGGGGAGGCUUAGCAGGAAAGCAAAUGUUUCUCCCAACCUUGAGCCAAAACCACAAAUUCCAACAGUGAGGCACAGCCCUGAAGGAGCUGCACUGUGUGUUUGCUAAUCCCAACAUUAGAUUUGGGACAGGACCUAAAAAUAAAGCACCCUUUCAUACAGCAUCAAUCCCUCCCUGUAAAUAGACCCCUUGAGGCUCAAACGGCAAAUGAAAAUGAGUGCACCUGGAAGUCCAUCCUUAACUUAUUCCCCUCCUACAUGUCUUUCCUUUAUGAAACAGGACAACUGCCCAUUUGUGUACAACCCAAGGCAGUAUGACUAUGACCGUGAUGAUGUGGGUGACCGCUGCGACAACUGCCCCUACAAUAGUAACCCAGACCAGACGGACACAGACAAUAACGGAGAGGGAGACGCCUGCGCUGUGGACAUCGAUGGAGAUGGUGAGUACUGAAAACCUGAAGUUAGGUCAUGCUUUUUGAUUUACACACUUACAUUAUGAGUUUUUAAAGUCAUAUAUUCACAUUCAUUUCACAGGCAUACUGAAUGAGAAGGACAACUGCCCCUAUGUGUACAAUGUGGACCAGAGAGACACAGAUCUGGAUGGAGUUGGAGACAUGUGUGACAAUUGUCCUCUAGAACAUAAUCCUGAUCAGGUAUGUUGACUCAAAAAGUACUCUAAGCUCUCCCCCACUUUCUUCCACCUCACCCAACAAUAAUCCAAAUUCAUCUCCCUGAUUUUCUCCAUAGCUCAGCAUGUAUUGCUCUGUCAAUUGAGACGGAGCCUCAGUGAUUAGCCCUGUGCAGCUUUCUAAGCUUUUAUCACGCCAUGUAAAGUCCUGUAUGAGCUCAAGGGCGCAUCAGUUCAAUAAGGCGUGGUGGGGGGGAAAGGGGCUUUUCAAUGGCCUAUUGACGUUAGCUGGCUAAUGUGAAGGAAGAGGCCCCAGGGUGGAUGCCAUGAGGAAUGGACUGGCCCCGGGCUGUGUGCAUACCCUGUCUGCACACCACUGGCCUGCUCAGUCCACCUGUGGCAUGCUACAUUGGGAGAUAGGAAUGUGUUAAACAAUAGUACUUCAAAAUAGGGAUGAGGAAAAGAGGGGAAAGUCCAAAUCUACUCUGGUUUGGCCUUAGAGGGAUGGAAAGACUGAAAAAAGACUAGUCUAUUUUUGAAGUGAUGUUACCUGUUGAUCCAAAGACAACAAAAUGAUAAAAUAACUCUCAUAAAGUUGAUCCUUUUGACAAUAAAACCACUGAAUUUACACAAUUAUCAUCACACCCAGUUUAUGCACACACCCCUCAUUUAUUUUCAUUACUCCCUCGUCUCAAGUCCUCCUCAGUGCUGGAGGGUGUGUCUAGUAUUGCUCAUUUACUUUCUGAACAAAGGGGAGAGGAAUUUAAAAAGAAUGAUGAAGUUACAGUUUCUGAGGCUGGACCCUGCUGGCAGAUUUUUUUUGACAAAUUGAGUUUGGAAACUUUACAAAGGCACGGUCAUUCAGCCUUUGUUAAACACCUCAUAAAAAGAGGAGGUUAUAGAUCUAAAAUUCCUUCUGCGGUGGGGGACGACCCAGCUCAGCAGAGCGCAGCUUGGCUAAGGGUGAAAAUAUACUGAUAUCAGCACAGGAGGGCAAACACAAAUAUUCUAUGUAGCAAACCACCGGACGUUGAUUAACGUGGAUGCUCUUCAAUCUUCCUGUCUCCAGCCGGUCUCCAGUGGGUUGGGCAAAUUCAAAAUGUUAAUAACAAGGAGGCUGUUCUGAGACCGGCUGUUACCUGUGAGAUGGGGGUGCUCUGAAAACCAAUCCAUUAGCACUUGGCAUGUUCCUCCUAAUGAAAUUAACCAUAGACUGUCAAUUGAUGCAGAAAAAAUUUAGUCGACCAAUAAGAAUUUUGGUGGACUCAACACGUAUUGACCAAUAAGUCGACCGGUCCACUAGGACUUUACAGCCCUAGUCAUCAUAUGCUCACACUUGAUGAUGGAGUGUGCCUAUAUAGAUUAGAGUAUCCUGGUUUUGAUCAGGGUUUAAAUGAUCCAAUUUAUGAUAUCGGUCCAUGUAAACACACUCAUUCUCCUCAUAAGCCUUAUACCAAAAUGAUCAAAACUCUGACUCUGGACCAUUCUAACAUUGCAGGUAGAUUCAGAUGAUGACCGUGUUGGAGACAAGUGUGACAGCAACCAGGACAUCGAUGAGGAUGGACACCAGAACAACCUUGACAACUGCCCAUACAUCCCCAAUGCUAACCAGGCCGACCAUGACAAAGAUGGCAAAGGAGAUGCUUGUGACCACGAUGAUGACAAUGAUGGCAUCCCAGAUGACAAAGACAACUGCAGACUGGCCUUCAAUCCUGACCAACUAGACUCUGAUGGUGAGCAAAAUGAAUCAGACACAGGUUCCUUUACAAUCUUUAAAUGGCCCUGAGCAAUAAAGUAAGAGACAACAUGUCCUGUUUAUACAUCUUCAUCACAGUUUGGGUAUUAUCAUAUCUUCCUGUCUUAGGUGAUGGUCGUGGAGAUGCUUGCAAAGAUGACUUUGAUCAGGACAAUGUCCCUGACAUCUACGAUGUGUGCCCUGAGAACUUUGACAUUAGCGAGACUGACUUCCGCAAGUUCCAGAUGGUUCCUCUGGACCCCAAAGGCACUUCUCAGAUUGACCCUAACUGGGUUGUCCGCCAUCAGGGCAAAGAACUUGUGCAAACGGUCAAUUGCGACCCUGGCAUUGCUGUUGGUAAGAUCACUCGACUAUGGCUGUCUGGAGCAUCAGUUUAAUUUUACUUAAAGAUGGUACUCUGACAAUUUAAGGGUUUGGGGUUUCUGAUGAAACUGAGGUGUCUGUCUUGGGUUUCUCCUCCAGGUUACCAUGAGUUCAAUUCUGUGGACUUCAGUGGAACUUUCUUCAUCAACACAGAGAGGGAUGAUGAUUAUGCUGGUUUUGUUUUCGGCUACCAGUCCAGUUCCAGGUUCUAUGUAGUGAUGUGGAAGCAGAUUACACAAACAUACUGGUCUAAUAAACCCACAAAGGCUCAGGGCUACUCUGGCCUGUCCAUUAAAGUGGUGAACUCCACCACUGGCCCAGGAGAGCACCUAAGGAACGCCCUCUGGCAUACAGGAAAUACUCCAGGACAGGUAAGGGAUCUGGUGGAGGUUUGGAGCUUCUUUUCCACUAUGGGCCAUUUCAAUUUAGAGAUGUGUAAUACAUGUCUUUUUAUGUUCCCAUGCUUCAGGUCCGCACUCUCUGGCAUGACCCUAAGAAUGUUGGAUGGAAAGACUUCACAGCAUACAGAUGGCACCUGAUCCACAGACCAAGAACAGGACUUAUUAGGUGGGUGAAGAAUCUCCAGAAGUCCAGAUAGAAAGUCUGCAAAAAUUCCCAAGCUUUGGACCAAACCUGAUUGAAUCUCUCCUUCUUUCUGUAGAGUUGUGAUGUAUGAGGGCAAGAAGAUCAUGGCAGAUUCUGGGAGCAUCUAUGACAAGACAUAUGCAGGUGGCAGGCUAGGUCUCUUUGUCUUCUCACAAGAGAUGGUAUACUUCUCAGACCUCAAGUAUGAAUGCAGAGGUGAGGAUUUACACGAAGUUCACUGAAUCAUGAUUGUAACAAAGCUUGCACAAGAUGUCUUGCUUCUAAUAACUAUGUCCCUGAAGAGUCAAAAUUAAGUUCUUUCCAUUGCCUCUUUCCUGAACAGAUGCCUAAACACCCAGCACAGGAAUCUCUGAGGGAUGCACCUUUUUUGUACAAAGUAUGAACUUUUGUUUCUGAUGCAAAGUCCAGGGACCGACACAUUUCCGCAACUCUUCCUUCUGCGGUACGCACACUUGGACCAGGCAAGGGGCAUGUGGUCAACCUCAGGGUAGCUUGAAGCAGGUUUGGACAAACCUCCUACCUGUUGACUACCAGUUGGGGAUCAGAGAGUCCCUUCUUCUCCAUUCUUAGCAUCCAUUGGAGCAGAAAGAGUUCUGGAAAAUCAAAGACAAGCUCUUUGCUUUUAGGACACUAACACCUUUCUGUUCCAGCUCUACCUGCUUCUCUGAAAGAGCUCAUUUAUCUCUGUGCAGGAACGCUCCCCAUCAAUAACUAUGCACUUCCAAGCCUUUACAUCUCUCUCUGUCAAGCCUCUUUAGCCUUUGUGCCUUCCUACCUUACCUUCUGAAUGGACAUCCCAAAGAAAAACUGAUGAAAUAUUUCAUUCACUUUAUUACUAGAUCUGCCAGGAUGUAGAUUUUGAAAGACAGAACUUUUGAGGACUCAAAGGAUGAAGACAGCAGUGACUUUUUUUUAGGAAUCGUUUUUUGAUGAAGACGCGGGACUCCAGAGACUGCUGGGUGUGGAACAUGAUAGAAAGAAGGGCAACAUGACGCUGUGGUUGUAAAUGUUAAUAAUGAGUAUACUGUACGUGGAAGAUUGAAUGGAGCAAGAGGGUGCCUUACCCAUCUACCUAAGAAAUCUUUAUAGACGAUCGCUAUCAAAAAGAGAACUACAAAUUUUUAUUUAGGGUUAGUUUUCUUUUUCAGUUACACAUAUCAUAGGCUUUGUUUAUUGUUUCUUGUAAACUCAACAACUCUCAGGGUGAGAUGGAAGUCACAACCUUCCCAUAUCAUUUCUGCAAAGAAAAUAUAUGAGGAUUUGAUUUUUUUUUUUUUUUUUACAAAAAUUGCACAAACAGUUGAUCAGAAAGCCAAUAUUCCCUUUAACAUAACCUCCAUUUAACAUCAAAACUUUGGUCAAUGAAGAGAUUUAUCUCCCUCAACUGGUGAGGAUUUCAAUUUGAAUAAUGUAAAUACAUGUAAUUUAUUGACUCUUGCCUACAGUGUAGGCAGCUAAAAAUUUGAAUGCUUUGAAAAAGUACAAUUAUUAAAAGAAUAUCCAUCCAAUGUCAUUGUGCAAACAAGGGGCUUACCAAUUUUUGUUGUUGGCUGAUUAUCAGGCUGACAUUUGGCAACUGAUUAGUUACCUGAAUUGGCUUUUUAUUUCAUAGAUGGCCAACAGAAUUAAUAAAUUGAAAAUUGAAAAGUGUGAUAAUCAGGCUGCACUGUCAGUUUUACUCUGGAUUUGUUUUCUUACAUCAUUUUGUCGUCUGGUUAUCUAGAAGUCACCUAACUUUGAUCUGACUGUACUGGAAUCGUAACUGGUUCACUGUAAACUCCAGUCAAUGAUGUUGAGCUUGGGGCAAAGUUUUAUGUUGAAAUUUGCAUUACCCAAAUUCACAAUUUUCAAAUUCAUAUAACUUCCAAAUAUCAGUUUUAUGAACUACAAAUAAUCUGUCGACCCCCGACCCCAAGUGAAAACUGACCCAAAAUCAGGUACAGCCGGGUUUCAGCAGCAUUAUGCAUGCUUUUCCAGUGUCUUAUCAUCUCCCACUGUACAAAGUGAAUUAAAUAUUCUUCAGAUGGAGCUAUUAAGCAUGAAGCGUGUGCUACUUGUGUGCCUUUCCUUCAGAGAGAGAUGAAAAACAAAGGAAAUCUUUGAUGUACAAAUAUUACCUCAUUGCUGUUGUAUAAUUUGAUCGAACAAAAACACAACCUAAGUACUUUUUCAUAUUCAUUUGAAAUGGACAAUUUAGUGCUACUGUAGCAUGAGCUGUAAAUAGUAUGACAUUUCUAAUCUUAAAACACAACAAUCUCCCAAACCUGUGAUCUACCCUGGUAAGAUUAACAGAACAGCCGGAGAUAUCUUUUUUAUGAAUCAUUUUGCUUUAUCAUGAUAUGUCCAAUGCUGUUUUUUUUUAGCAGGUAAAUUAUUCUUAUGUUUUUGUCGUAGCUGUUUGAAAGAGGUCGAUAUGUGUGUGCGUGUGUGUAGAAAAAUGCUAUUUAAAUAAUUUAUCAGGAUUUGCAGCCUUGCUAAAGGGCGCAGGUCCGUCUGUAUAAACAGUUUGCACACUGACGUGAGGAUGUUCUGUUCUUUAUGGUUUUUACCUUCUUUGUUAUUGUGUACCAAUGUUACCAUUAUUUUUGUACAAUUAGUUUUGCUUUUCUGUAAACAUUUUUCUUAGAUGUACAAAGCGAAAAUGCUGUUUUUAUUCAUAGUGGAUAUUUUGUUACAUACUUCAAGACAAUAAAUAGUUGUUAAAUUUCUGA